Molecule: messenger RNA, 1044 nt
Organism: Medioppia subpectinata
Lineage: Eukaryota; Metazoa; Arthropoda; Arachnida; Sarcoptiformes; Oppiidae
Source: the annotation of a GenBank genome assembly
AUGGAGGUCAAACCGAAGAAUAUCCACAGUAUUAAUGAUCCCGACAUUAGAAGUUCUGUCGAGAGUAACAAGAAUUUAGUCAAAUCGAUGCAAAUGUUGCGAAAACACGAGGAAUUGUUGGCAAAAGUGAAUACACCGGCGAUUGCAGCCGUCGAAGACAUCACUGACACGACUGACAUGUCAUUUGACGAAACCAUUGAAACGGUUGUGAGGAAAGGCCGAAGAGGUCGUAAGCCUAAACCCAAGAGCAUUCUGGAGACGCCGUCGACAUCGAGUGAUAAGAUGGUCGACAGGAUUAACAAAGAAGCGGUUGAUUCACGAGAUAUCGCUAUUAUAAGCGAUAAUAUCUCUCAAAUGACAACUCCUUCCAAGACUACUGACGAGAAGCCAGAGGUCGAGAUGCCGUCGGAUGCCAAAGACAAACGUCGUUCCGGACGACUGAUGGCUAUAAACCAAAACAAAGACAACGGCAGCCCUUCAGUAGACAAACCCGACGUCAAUCAUGUGAUCCAAGAAAUUGAUUUGAUUGACGAAGAAAUGGACAUUAGUUUUGGUGCACCAGAUGUCAGCCAAACGUGCGAUAACACAACGGAUGCCUCACAACAACAGUCACAACACUCUCAAAGUUCACAACCAGUGGUUGUCAACAAUAAUACUGAUCUGCAAUCAACUGAUCCCAAAGUGCCAAUGAAUAGUCCCGAGAAGGCGGACACCAAUUAUCGGCCGCCGAUUCACAAUCAGAUAUCACCACAAAAUUUGAAUUCAAUCACUACUGAAAUGCAUUCAAAGCGUUGCAAAACAGAUCCCAAACAGUCGGCCAAUUAUUUUGGCGAAGACUUUGAGGACUAUUCGCAUAGUUUUCAGACAAAGUUUAACGAAUUGAUGGCAAUUAAAGAGCCGGAGAUAUCAAUGAAUGUAUUGAAAGAGAAACUAAUACUCAUUGAUUACUAUAACAAACAACAGAUUAAAGCGCUGAAGAAACUGGUGGUCGAGACCAGAGUACAGACGGCUCAAGAAGUGGACGAAACCAAAGGCAAGAACUGG